UUUCAUUAGUCAGUGCUUCCGUUUCGAAUGCAAGAUGGCUGAAGUUGUCGAACUCCAGAAAUUGAAGUUGGCUGAGCUCAAACAAGAAUGUGCUGUGAGGGGACUGGAAGUGAAAGGAAACAAAAGUGACUUGAUUGCCCGGUUGCAAGCAUACCUUGAAGAACAUGAUGAGGUGAACGAAGAGGAGGUUUUGGAAGAGUUUACAGAGGAUUCUUUUAUUAAAGAUGCCACAAGUCCUACCCCUAUGGAAGACCAGGCAGCUGCACCGGCAAAGGCUGAAAAGAAAGUUGUGAAAAUUUCUCCCCCUGCUACAGUUGAUGAGAGGCUGCAGAAGCGGGCAGAGCGAUUCAGCCUGCCUGCCAGUGCUGACAAGAAGGAAGCCCGUGCUGCCAGGUUUGGGUUACCCACCACGACAACCAGCUCAACACAAGCUGCAUCUGCAACCAGUAAACCACACGUCAACGUUGAGGCCCUGAAGAAGCGGGCAGAACGCUUUGGCAUGAACGUCUCUUCUGUUACCAAAAAGGUUGAAGAAGAUGAGAAGUUGAAAAAGCGGAAGGAGAGAUUUGGGAUUUUGACCAGCGCUGCAUCGGCAGGGGCUGAGGAUAGUGAGGCAAAGAAACGGAAACGAGCCGAAAGAUUUGGAAAUGUUUGAUCUAUAAACUUUCUUACAAUUUGAACAUAUUUUGUAUCUGUUUAAGAUAUUACAGUAGUAGUAUUUAAUUCUUUUUUUAGUUUGUGAUCCUGUCUUCAGUAUUUCCAAACCAAUAUGGACCUGCAUAGUUGCAUAAGCCUGUGGUUCCUUGCAUUAAGAGCAUAUUCAAGCAUCCGUGUUUAUAAAUGCACAUUUGGAGUAACCAGGGUUGUUUCCACAUAAUACUGAAUAAGGGACCAAAAGUGUUUGUCACGUUUGUUUGUUUUUUAUUGACCAAAUGACCAGCCCUCCUAUUAUUUACAAAACUAAAACAUUUUCUAAAUAAAUGUAAUGUCUUGUGUCCUGA
This is a messenger RNA of Hypomesus transpacificus, 1001 nucleotides long. RefSeq names its product SAP domain containing ribonucleoprotein. Gene Ontology annotation, cellular component: nucleus. Gene Ontology annotation, biological process: poly(A)+ mRNA export from nucleus. NCBI's taxonomy places the organism in Eukaryota, Metazoa, Chordata, Actinopteri, Osmeriformes, Osmeridae. The transcript is spliced from 11 exons. The record is from RefSeq and is a predicted model, not a curated record. Bases 35 to 655 code for a protein of 206 amino acids.